AUGCCAAAAAGAGGACCCGCACCGGAAUCAGGUAGGACUGACGAAGGAAUGGCUUGGUACAUGUCACGGGUUCAAGUUUCCAAGACAUCGAGAAGUGCUUUACCGAAUGAACAAGCUGGACGUUCUGGCUUUGGUGUGAAAUCGCAGAGCGCUCUUUGUUCUUCUGUUUCCGCCGACGACAUCGAUACUAGUCCCGGCGCCAUUUUAGAGAUAGCGAAUGGGUUUUGUCGCUCCAAGGAUAUGGAGCAGCUCGAGAGGGAAUGGUGCGAGGAAAACGGGACUCGGGAUCAAAUGAAAAGGGAUUUCAAGGCGAAGAGAAACAGAAGCUUAAAAGAUAGAAAUUUACGAGGAGGCUUCAGACUGUAGUCAGGUUUUGACACGCAAGAAAUGAACUUCAUAUUCAUGCGACUUCAGACGAGGCCAUCCUCCUCGGAAAGCCUCACCUUGAAUUCGUGGCUAUAGUUGUUCGAACUUCUUUUAUUCCUCAUGGGGAUAUGAGCUCACCGUAGUCAAUGCUCAUGUCCCAACUGUUCAUUACUAAUAUUCCGUAGCGAUAAUCUUCUUAUGUGCUAGCUAACCGCUAGUUGUUCCCUCCUUCUAAGGGCAGAGGCAUCAAAAACACGUACAUGGAAAAUACGAACGAACGAUUCGGCUGCCCCAUGGAAGACCGCGAUUGUCGUGGAACGGCUACGGAUCUGGUCACUUGGAUUCGGAGAGCAGGUAAAUCUACAACCGAAGCGGAAGCGGUUGAAUGCUGCGACAAAAUUCGGCAAUUGUCAUUCGACUCUCGAAUGGAGUCUGGACUCUGCGGGAAAGCGGUUGCAUCUUGCUUGAGUGUCGUA
Messenger RNA from Chondrus crispus (carragheen), 842 nucleotides. RefSeq lists its product as hypothetical. Bases 1 to 366 code for a protein of 121 amino acids. NCBI's taxonomy places the organism in Eukaryota, Rhodophyta, Florideophyceae, Gigartinales, Gigartinaceae. The record is from RefSeq and is a predicted model, not a curated record. The transcript is spliced from 2 exons.